Messenger RNA from Arachis duranensis, 1217 nucleotides. RefSeq lists its product as uncharacterized. The record is from RefSeq and is a predicted model, not a curated record. Gene Ontology annotation, cellular component: mitochondrial large ribosomal subunit; mitochondrial ribosome. The coding region runs from base 121 to 849 and encodes 242 amino acids. Lineage: Eukaryota; Viridiplantae; Streptophyta; Magnoliopsida; Fabales; Fabaceae. The transcript has 3 exons.
CCUACCUCCUAGCUCCACCUCCAUUUUUCAGACCUCUCUAAUAAACCCUAAAACCAACGAGAAAAAGCUCGAAAAUUUGAUCACCGAACCUCAAAACAACUUCGACGCAUUUCUCCAACCAUGCUCCGAAUCACAAAGCUCAAACCUUUCCCUUCAUCUCUCACAACCCACAACCUCAUUCAGCGAUUCCCCGUUAGCGGAACCGCAAAGGGAAAAGCGAAGAUCAAAGCUGGACAAGCCCUAAAACGUUCGAAAAUCACAACCAAGAAAAUGGGAUCCGAAUCAAAACCCGGACCCGGUUCCCGAGAGCAACAGGAGCGUGAGAAGCUCUACGAUCAGUGCCUACAAGCUCCAACCCCCGUUCGGUACCUGAAGCCCAAGGAACGCGCGCGAGAAAUUGAGCGCGAGAAAAUGGGGCUGUUGAGCAAAGAGAGGCAGCGAGAAAUUCAGCUGAUGAAGAGGAAGGACGACAAGUACAAGGUUUCGGAGAAACCCACGAUAAUUGGGACGCCGGGGUUGGAUUAUAUCACUUUGGGUUUGGUUGAUGAAGAGAAGAUUCCGAAGUAUGAGUUGACUGUGGAAGAUGGUAGGAAGUUGGCGAAAGAGUAUAGCAGGGUCUUGAUGAGGAAGCACAGGGAGAGACAGGCUAAAGAAACGACACUUUUGAGGCUGAAGAAGGAGGCGAUUGAGGCUUUGCCUGAGGGUUUGAGGGAAGCUGCUUUGGUCCCCGACUUAACACCUUUUCCUGUGAACCGGUUUAUGGCAACCUUGACUCCUCCAAUUGAGGGCUACAUGGAGAAGGUCAGGGAAGCCGCCGAGAAGAUCAGCGGCACUGAGAAGAUUAGAUAAUCACAGGUUCAUUUUCAAGUGGCAGAAGCACAUUUCUUUUAACUUGGGCAUCUAGCUAUGGACCUCGGACUUGAUUUACAUUGUUGCAAUCUGAUAUUGUGGAGCUUAGUGAGGGAUUAAGAUCUUGCUUCAGAAUCUUAGUUGAGAGAGGAAUAAUUGGUGACAAAUAGCUAGUAAUGAUGUGAAUGACUAAUCAUCAUAUAUCUGGUUUAAUGCUGUAAUUUUAUGGUUGGGUGAUUAUUUGUAUAAUUGUCAAGUGCUUAAUCAACUUUAGUACUUGCAUCUUAGGCCUCAACAUACACCAAAUUUUUGUCCGUCUGGUACAUAUGUCUUAGCAUCAUAAAUUACACUGAUUUUUUAAGGCCGCA